This is a messenger RNA of Lycium barbarum (goji berry), 1068 nucleotides long. RefSeq lists its product as uncharacterized. Gene Ontology annotation, molecular function: catalytic activity. Lineage: Eukaryota; Viridiplantae; Streptophyta; Magnoliopsida; Solanales; Solanaceae. Bases 1 to 1068 code for a protein of 355 amino acids. The record is from RefSeq and is a predicted model, not a curated record. The transcript is spliced from 2 exons.
AUGAAGGUGUUUAUGAGAGAGAAUAAAGUUGAUGUGUUGGCCAUCACAGAACAUAGAGUUACUGAGAGUGGAGCUGUUGCUAUAGUUUCCAAACUAUUUCUUGGAUGGAAUUGGUUUUCUAAUGCAUCACCAAGCAACAAAGGUAGAAUAUGGCUUGUAUGGAACCCAAAUACAAUUAUGGUUCAGGUUUUAGUAAGCCAUGCUCAAUUCAUACAUAGUUUUCUCAAAUGUUGCACGAGUAGUUUGUCAUUUCAUUUUAGUGUUGUGUAUGGGAAACAUACUAUUGCUGAUAGAUGUGAAAUGUGGAGUGAACUAGGAGAUAUAUCUUCUUCUCAGCAUGGACCUUGGCUGAUUAUGGGGGAUUUCAACUCUAUAUUAAAUGCUGAGGAUAGAAUGAAUGGAUCAGAAGUGUUGGAAGCUGAGGUUAGGGAUUUUAAACAGUUCCUAACUAACAAUAGUUUGGCUGAAUUACAAUCCUUUGGCAGGGACUAUACAUGGACUAAUGGGCAUGUCAUGAGCAUUAUUGAUAGGGCCAUUGUUAAUGCAGACUGGAUGACUAGUAUGCCCAAUAUGCAAUUCCUUAAACUAGUUGAAGAGAAGUGGCAGAUCCCUGUCAAUGCUGUCCAUUUAGAAGGUGUUUGGCUAAGACUAAAGCAUGUUAAACAGGGGCUCGAACAGAUCAAUAUGACAGAAUUUGCUAGGGUGACUGAGAAGAUAGCUAACAUUAGAAACAAUUUGAGAAACAUACAAGCUCAAAUGAGUGAUCAUAACCUGGUUGAAGAGUUGUUUCAGGAAGAGAAGGCUCUCAGAACUCAACUAGAGGAUUGGAGCAAAGUUGAGGAGAGCAUCUACAGACAAAAGUCCAGAAUUCAGUGGUUAAAGCUUGGUGAUUCCAACUCAGCUUAUUUCCAUGCUAGCAUGAAGAGCAGAAUAGCCCAGAACCACAUUAACUCCUUGACUGAACAAGAUGGAUCUAUUAUUCAAACCCCAGAGGGCAUUAAGGCAGAAAUUAUAAACUUUUACAAGCAAUUACUUGGCUCUUCCAGUAGCUCUUUGCCCAUUAUUUAG